This is a messenger RNA of Sitophilus oryzae (rice weevil), 897 nucleotides long. RefSeq names its product protein D2-like. NCBI's taxonomy places the organism in Eukaryota, Metazoa, Arthropoda, Insecta, Coleoptera, Curculionidae. The record is from RefSeq and is a predicted model, not a curated record. The coding region runs from base 144 to 710 and encodes 188 amino acids. The transcript has 2 exons.
UUUGAAUUGUUUACCACUUCAUAGACUCACCUGAUUACCUAUCAGUGAUUUUAUCUCCUUUUAUAUUCUAGUUACUAAUUUAGUUUUCCUUCACUGUGGUCCGGGCUAGUAACAGAACAUAAUUAAAAGACGAAUACAUAAAAAUGACUUCUCAGGCUUUUACAGAACACCAGAUUGUACCCGACGUCAUUGACCAGCCACCAACGCAAACAGCUACUGUAACCUAUCCCAAAGCCAAAGUCAACCUAGGCAAUGAAAUCGGACCAGUAAACGUGCGCCAACAACCACAAGUUACAUAUCCAGCUGAAAAAAAUGCAUACUACACGUUAAUAAUGACCGAUCCCGAUGCGCCCAGUAGAACCAGCCCAGACAGAAAGGAAGCUCGUCAUUGGUUGGUGGGAAACAUCCCCGGAUCAGAUGUAUCCAAAGGCCAGGUGAUUUCUGCUUAUAUCGGAUCUGGCCCUCCACAAGGUUCGGGUCUCCACAGAUACAUUUUCUUGAUCUACCAGCAACCAGGAAAGAUAACCUUCGAUGAGAAGCAUGAGAGCGAAACUGAAAUGGGUGAAAGGAUGUCGUUUGUUGUUAGGAAGUUCACUGAGAAAUAUAAAUUGGUUUUAAAGGCUGGUAACUUCUAUCAAGCUCAGUACGAUGACUCGGUGCCAGAGCUUCAUAAACAGCUAGGAUUUACAGCACCAGCAGCUGAUGUUUAAAAUUACACAUGUUUUAAACAUGUAUUGUUUAUUUUGGUGUUAAGCUUGCUGAUGGUAGUACGAAGAAGAAUCAUUUAAAAAAAGGGAUAUAAGAAAAUAUGAAUUAUUUGUGUAUUUAUUAACAAGAUACCUAAAUAUCAAACAUUAUAUUUUUCUGUAUCUGAAUAAAAAAAGGUAUUAAAGAAGA